CCCCCCGGGAGCCGAGAAGAAAAGAGAUGAAAGGCUGGAAGCUCGUCGGGGGCGGGUCCAGCUAUGCAGAUGUGAGGGCUCGCGCUUUGACGGCUCAGAUACGCCGCCAGGAGCCGGUUGUUAAAGUCGCUUUCAGUCGAGGUGGAGCCGGUCCGACGACGACUGUUAACAGGCGGUUUCGGAGCGCGGGAAGCGAGCCCUCCCCUUCAAGGACCGUCGGGUCGCCUCAGAACGCCUCUCGCUUUCCACACGGUAUUGUGACACGGACAAUUCCCCCGCGGGGAAAUAUGGCGAGUGUCAGAAAUGGAAUCGGAGGGUCGAAUGGUGGCGGCGGCGACGAGUGGGUUGCGCCGAAGGGCUCCUGUCUGAUGUGGGGGCAGAUGCGGAUGGAGGCGGCAGGCCUGGAGCCUUUUCCUCCUUCGGGACGCCUCGGUGACAGAGCAAGCGCCUGGCUUCCUGGUAUCCAACAGGUGCUGCUGACUUUCCAGGAGGAGGAGAAGGAAAACUUUGAAGAUGCCUUUGAACACAUCCCAGUGGCUGCAAAAAUGGAUCUUAAAUGUGCUUUGGAAGAGUGUUCAAUGGCAUUAAAUUUAUUUCUUAACAAUAAAUUUUCAGAAGCUCUGGAAUUACUUCGACCAUGGUCUAAAGAUAGCAUGUACCAUGCCCUAGGUUAUAGCACUAUAUUAGUUAUUCAAGCAGCAAUGACAUUUGAACAACAGGAUAUCCAAAUGGGACUGUGUGCAAUGAAAGAAGCUUUACAAACUUGUCAAAAGUUUAAAAAAAGAAACACAGUGGUGGAAUCAUUAUCCAGUUUGGUUUCAAAACAGUCUGUAGAUCAGCUGAGUGAAGAGGAAAUGCAUGCAGAACUCUGUUAUGCUGAAUGUUUACUGCAGAAAGCAGCCUUGACAUUUGUACAGGAUGAAAAUAUGAUCAAUUUCAUCAAAGGUGGCUUGAAAAUUAGAACAAGCUAUCAAAUAUAUAAGGAAUGCCUUCAGGUUCUGCAGAUGACCCAAAGCAGCAAAAUCAGGAAUGAAAUAUUCCACCAGUUUGAAGGGGGUGUGCAACUAGGAGUAGGAGCUUUCAAUCUGAUGCUGUCCCUUUUACCAGGAAGAAUUCUCCGACUUCUUGAAUUUAUUGGGUUUUCAGGCAAUAGGGAACUUGGUCUUCAUCAGUUACGGGAAGGAGCUUCUGGUCCCAGUUUACGAGCAAUACUGUGCACUUUUACCUUGUUGCUAUAUCACACCUUUGUUUCAUUAAUCCUUGGAACAGGGGAAGCCAAUCUACAUGAAGCAGAGGCUCUCCUUCAACCUUAUCUUCAGAAGUUCCCAAAGGGUGCCCUCAUUCUGUUUUACGAUGCCAGAAUCAACAUAUUGAAAGGAAAUUUUGAAAAGGCUGAGGUAACAUUCCAGGACUGCAUUGCAGCUCAGCAAGAGUGGAAACAGAUCCAUCAUCUCUGCUACUGGGAACUGAUGUGGUGUUACUCCUUCCAGCAGAACUGGCUUCAAGCAUAUCGGUAUGCAGAUCUGCUUUGCAAAGAAAGCAGGUGGUCAAAGGCAAUAUAUGUGUUCCAGAAAGCUGCCAUUUUGUGUAUGCUUCCUGAUGCUGAUGUGAAAACAACAGGAGAAGAUAUUGUAGCUUUGUUUCGGCAAGUAGAAGGCCUAAAGCAAAGAAUUGCAGGAAAAUCUAUCCCAACUGAAAAGUUUGCUGUGAGAAAAGCACGACGCUAUGGGACCUCUCCUCCUGUGAAACUGAUAGUGCCUGCUCUGGAAAUGAUGUAUGUCUGGAGUGGGUUUUCAGUUCUUGGAAAGAGAGCUGACUUCACUGAAAAUAUGCUAAUAACCAUUGAAAAAGAAGAAACACUUUUAAAAAAUGAAACCCAUCACACUGAAUAUUACAUGGAUGAUGUAUGUCUGCUACAACUACUAAAAGGAUUGUGUUUGAAGCACUUAGGAAGACUCUUGCAAGCAGAACUCUGUUUCAGUCAAGUUAUUCAAAGUGAGAAGCAAUUAAAGUAUGAUACCUAUUUAGCUCCAUAUUCAACGUAUGAGUUGGGUCUUCUAUAUAAACAACAGGAUGAAAGAGAAAAAGCUGUAAGAUUUAUAGAAGCUGCAAAAAACAAUUACAAGGAAUAUUCCAUGGAAUCCAGAUUACAUUUCAGAAUCCAUGCAGCACUUAGCAGUAUGAAAGUGACUCCUGCUCCAACACCAUGAUGCCUUCUGAAGUAGAUGUCUAACAUGUCUAUACAAGUUAAUAUUUGAAAGCCUACAAAAAUCAUGUAAAUGAUGUAACAAAAAAAUGUAGUUUAUAUUUUCUAUCAUUUGUGAUAAUUGAGUGUCUGCCUCAUCAUUGUGAAUGCUUCUUUUUUCUAUGGUUCACUUCCAUAUUUCUGCUUAACAUUUUAGAGGAAACCUAUUUUAUUUAUAGAAAGGUUAAUGCUUGAAACAAUAGGGGAAUAUUAAAAAUUGCUGGUACAAUAAAGAGUAAUUCAAACAAUUUAUUUUUUUAUGGAAAUACUAAUAUUGUUUAUGCAUGAAACGGUACGAUACAUUUGGUAAUAGUUUCAGCAUUGCAUAAAGGCUUGUAUUUCUGCAAUACUUUUAUUAUGUGAUAAGAUUAAAAAAUUGGCUGCUGGUAGCCCUAGAUGCUGUAUCUGGAUUUGAAGCUUAGUUUUACAUACCAAAGACCAAAUUUACCAUACUGUAGCCAAAAUAAUGCUUCAAGUCACUUCAUGAAUGUUAGCUUGCAUUCAGUGCAAUAUCCUGACCAAAUCUCUAAAGAUAGUUAGGAAAGGACUUUGAGCUUUCUUUGAUAACCCAGGAGUGUUUUUAAAAUAUAGAAAGAAAAUAUUUCUCAGUGAAAAGGAAAAGGAAAAAUGAAACAAUAGAAAUAUUUCAGUUUUUUGUUCCAUUAUAUCAGUUUUUUGUUCCAUUAAUUCAGCAACAUCACAGAGAAUUCACUAUAAAAAUAUGCAGCUAAUGUUCUGAAGAUUCUUAUGCCCCCUCAUUAACACUGGAGGUCAGCAGGUUUGAUUCUAUUUUCUUCCAUAUAUUGUAGCAAAAUUCUCAAAUUUCAAUUUCAUAUUUCUUAUGGAAUUGGUAUCUGUCAUGUUUACUUAGCAUAUUAUCUUGAUCAGAUUUUUAAAAAUGUUUUGCAGUAAACUAGUAAUUAAAUAUUUUUAUUCUCCAUCUUAGUUUCUUAUGAAUGUAUAUGUGUUACUUUGCAGUAUUUUAUGUCACAGAGCCUGCAGGCAAAUGACCAUGUUUGAGGGCUUAUAAAUGUUACCUCUCCAGGUUUAGUGUUUUCCCAUAGGAAUAAAAAUGUGACUAAUCAAGAAUGUCUAUUUAAUGACCAUAACUGUCUAUGAAAGAUAUUUAUUGGUUUCAUACAUACUACUGUAGUGGCCAAAAUUGUGGAAACCUUUUGGGAAAAGUGUGUUUUCUAAAACCAGCUAAUAACACCACUUUUUUUUGGAGUAGAACCAUAAAAUUUUAUAUCAGUGGAAAUAUAAUUUAAUCAAGAAUGUAAUGCAAUAACUUUUAUGAAGGAUUUGCUAUUAUAAUAGCCAUUGCAGUAUAAAGAAGAAAAGUGACACACAUAGAAAAAAUGAGGUAUACAAAAAUUAUCACGUCAGUUAAUACUUAGUUGGGUAACCUUUAGCAUGAAUUACGACCUUACAAUGUCUUCCUAUGGAGUGGAACCAAGUCUUUUAGUUCUGCAGCUGUUAUAAUGUGAAACCAAGAUUGAAUGAUUGCUUCUAUUAACUGGGUUUUAUUUCUGGGUCAUUUCUGACUAAUAAGUUUCUUUAGUUGGCUCCAUAAAUUUUCAAUUGGGUUAAGGUCUGGGUUAUUCCCAGACUGUUCCAGCAGUGGAAUAUGAUUAUCUUGAAACUCCAAAAAAAAAGUGGUGUUAUUAGCCAUCAAACCUCAAAAAUACACUCUUCCCAAAAGGUUUCCACAAUUUUGGCCACUACUGUAUAGCUGUUUGAGAUUAGUUUUUUUCCUUGUCUUGGUCUUUCUGUAUUUAAAUUAUUUUAUCAGCUGCUAAAUGAAUUGAAAAGCUGGGCUUUUAGAGUUUUUUUUUAAUUGUCAAAACUGAUGGACAUGCACAAGGUCCAUGUUCAUAAGCAGCUAAUAUAGGAACACAAGGAUAAUUUCUUCUAGAUUUUUUUAGCAUAGUUCUUAUAUGAAUGGAUUUUUCCCCAUUAGCUCAUUGCAAUUGACAUUUUGUUUUGUUUUUUACUAUACUUUAUUCUGCAAUAUCUUUUCUGCAUCUAUUCUUUUACUCAGUUUUUAACACCUUCCAGUUUGAAGAAAAGCACACUUUGUAUAUAAUUUUCCUACAUGCUUAUACUCUAAUUAGGAAAAGUACUAAUGGUAAAACCAAUUUAUCUGAGCACAUGUGGCUUUUAUACUUUUAAUCUGUGUGACACAAUGCAUGGUUAAUACAUUAUUUCAACUGAUUACAAAUUUUAAGUGCUUAAAAAGAGAUUUAAUUAUUUCUUGCCUAGGGACCUUUCUUACAUCUAAAUCAAAAAUAUUCUUCAUUUAUCGUAACAAAUGGCCACUCUUGUGUAUGUUUCUUUGUCCAGAAUUUCCCAUCCAGAACUCUGUGAGUGUCACUAGGUUACUUAUUACAUUCUGUUAGACAAGAACAUUGUAAAAAUGUAGUCAUUUCUAGAUUUAAAGAAUUUAAUGUUAAACAUAGGGAUACAGUUAGGCUUAAAUCUGUUUUGCUCCAACUUAUAGUUUUGCAUUAAAAUAUUACAACUAUUCUAUGGUUAUAAUCUCUAUAUUAACACUAAUUCUUUUAGUGUUAUGUUGCUUAAAUAUCCACAUUCUGCACUGCACCUUUAAUAAGAGCUAAUUAUUUCCACCUUUUGAUAGAACCUUUAGGAACACAUUACAUGUUUUUAUAAAAGAAGUAACAAAAGGAUUUUGUUUGUGUAAGUUAUAGUGACAGUGGUUCCCAUUUGACUUGCACUGUUAUCGAGGCCAGGAAGUAAUAUAUUAAAUAGAUUUAGAAAUUUUGCUAAUUGCAGCAAAACAGUCCAGCUUCUAUCAAAAUAACAAUUCAUGCUCUGGAACUAAUUUUAAUAUUCGACUACUGUGGAUGUAAUUGACUGCUAUUUUUCUUCUCUUGUUUGCACUGUAUUUUGUAAAGCUGUCUCAAAUUAGUUUUAAAAAUUAAAUAAACUAAAAUGUAAACUAUGUUUACUUGGAAACAAAGCUAUUUUGGUUAAGCAGAGCUUAGUUUUAAGUAAGAAUACAUAGAAUUUAAUGUUGAUUGCAGUAUAGCACAAGAAUUACAGUAGUGUUAUUGAGCAGAAUUUGAAGAGAAAUUAUAUCUAAUCCUUCAUGUGAGUUGUCAAAGUUUUGUUAUCCUGCCUUUCUGUGAUAGGUAACAAAAUAAACAUGUAUUUAAAUAAUUCUGCAGAGAUAAUAGUUUCCAUGACUAAAUAGGUUGCACAUUCAACUGCAAGAAAAUUGCCAAAGUAUUUUUAGGAAUGUGAUGGUAUAUUGAAAUUAUAAAUAAAUAAAAAUUCUCAACAAGA
Molecule: messenger RNA, 5551 nt
Organism: Ahaetulla prasina
Lineage: Eukaryota; Metazoa; Chordata; Lepidosauria; Squamata; Colubridae
Gene: TTC39B
Product: tetratricopeptide repeat domain 39B
Exons: 20
Coding region: 27-2210 (727 amino acids)
Molecular function (GO): protein binding
Source: RefSeq, a predicted model, not a curated record